AUGCCACCACCGCACGAUGGCAACGAGUAUACCGAGUUCCAGGAUCUCAUCCGACUGGAGCGCAUCAAUAGGAUCACCUUCCGCUCGAUAGCUCUUCCCUUCUCUCCUGGCGGCCAACUCAAGAAUGCCGUUGCGAGAUCGUAUGGCGGGCAUGUAUAUGCUCAGGCUGCGUGGGCGGCUUGUCAGACUGUGAAGGAUGGCUUGCUGCUAUAUACGUUGCAGUCCGCUUCGGCGGCAUUCGACGACGUAGGUGCUUCUGAGUUGGCCUCGUUCCCUGACACCUUCCAGAAUGUAAUAGGCCACUUUCACCGUCCAGGCUCGCGAACCACACCUUUCGUAUACACGGUCAAGAACAUCAGUGACGGUAGAUCGACGGCUACGCGCGAAGUAUCUGUCGUAGUACAGGGAGAGGCGCUCCCUUGUUUCACGAGUACUUGCUCGUUCAAGAGGCUCGAAGACAGCCUGUUGGAUGUCCAGGACAAGGUGGAUCUGUGGAAGCAAUAUGAAGACACUCUUAGGCACAAGCGCCCCGAUGACUUCGAGGAGGUACCCGGCGUGGACGCGCCGUGGUAUUGGCAGCUCCGAAAGGAGACGGGCAGGAACGACAGCUUCCCGGGGCUGGACAUGAGGAAGGUCGACCAAGAGUCAUACAACAAACAUCGGCAUCCGCUCGAACGAAGAGGUCUGAUCUUCUACCGCCCCAUCGGACAGCUGGCAGCUGACCCCAACCUGCACCUAUGCGCUCACCUCUACGCAAGCGAUCGCAACAGCCUCUACAUCGUCGCAAACCAGAUGGACGUGGGCGACCUCUACACCCAGAUGAGCAGCCUUGUGCAUCAAACUUCGUUCCAUGGGAAUAUGGAGGACCUCAUGUUUGGCCCUUCGGAAACCAACCAUGGUCCCAUGGACGACAAAACUCCACCUGGAAAGUGGUUCUGUAAGGAAGACCUUACGCUUCGAGCGGCGAGUGGGCGCGCGAUGCUUCAUGGCAGACUCUGGGCGUCUAACGGAGCCCACAUCGGUACCGUGACGCAGGAUGGCAUGAUCAGGUUUACGAAGAAGCCUACCGCUACUGCCGAGGAGGCAACGAGCUUACGAACGCGGCAGGCCAGAUGGCCACCAAGAGAGAAAUUGUGA
Saxophila tyrrhenica is the source of this 1137-nucleotide messenger RNA. RefSeq lists its product as uncharacterized. The coding region runs from base 1 to 1137 and encodes 378 amino acids. Lineage: Eukaryota; Fungi; Ascomycota; Dothideomycetes; Mycosphaerellales; Extremaceae. The record is from RefSeq and is a predicted model, not a curated record. Gene Ontology annotation, cellular component: peroxisomal matrix. The transcript has 2 exons. Gene Ontology annotation, biological process: fatty acid catabolic process; acyl-CoA metabolic process. Gene Ontology annotation, molecular function: fatty acyl-CoA hydrolase activity.